Messenger RNA from Myiozetetes cayanensis, 5152 nucleotides. It is a transcript of the gene FBXO8, whose product is annotated as F-box protein 8. The coding region runs from base 183 to 1142 and encodes 319 amino acids. The record is from RefSeq and is a predicted model, not a curated record. The transcript has 6 exons. NCBI's taxonomy places the organism in Eukaryota, Metazoa, Chordata, Aves, Passeriformes, Tyrannidae. Gene Ontology annotation, biological process: regulation of ARF protein signal transduction. Gene Ontology annotation, molecular function: protein binding; guanyl-nucleotide exchange factor activity.
CGUCAGGGCGGCCCGGCGGGCACAGGGGGCGGCGGGCGCGGACUCUGCCCAGGUUCCCUCCCUCCCCGGGCUCCCUCCCCGGGCCCGCGCAGCCCCUUCCCGCCCGGCGCGGCUCUCGCACGGACGCGGGCCGGUCUCGUCGCGGCGGCGGUGGGACCCGGGCUGGCUCAGCAGGCUCGCAGAUGGGUCAGGGACUCUGGAGAGUUGCUAGGAACCAGCAAUUGCAACAGCAAGGAUACAGUGGACCAGGCUAUCUUACCAGAGAGCAUGGUAGGAGGGUAGCUGCUAACAAUGUGUCCAAUACAAGCCAUCGCAAACAAGCCCAAGGAGGCAUUGACAUCUACCACCUGUUGAAGACAAGAAAAUCUAAAGAACAAGAAGGAUUCAUUAACCUGGAAAUGCUGCCACCAGAGCUUAGUUUUACCAUUUUGUCAUACCUGAAUGCAACUGAUCUCUGUCUAGCUUCGUGUGUCUGGCAGGAUCUUGCUAAUGAUGAGCUCCUCUGGCAAGGGUUGUGCAAAUCCACUUGGGGUCACUGUUCCAUAUACAAUAAGAAUCCACCUCUAGGAUUUUCUUUUAGAAAAUUGUAUAUGCAGCUAGAUGAGGGAAGUCUCACCUUUAAUGCCAACCCUGAUGAGGGAGUCAACUACUUUAUGUCCAAAGGCAUAUUAGACGAUUCACCAAAAGAAAUAGCUAAGUUUAUCUUUUGCACGAGAACACUAAAUUGGAAGAAGCUGAGAAUCUACCUUGAUGAAAGGCGAGAUGUUUUGGAUGACCUCGUGACGCUGCACAACUUCAGAAAUCAAUUCUUGCCAAAUGCACUGAGAGAGUUCUUCAGACACAUUCAUGCUCCUGAGGAGCGUGGGGAGUACCUUGAAACUCUCAUAACAAAGUUCUCUCACAGGUUCUGUGCUUGUAAUCCUGAUUUGAUGAGAGAACUUGGCCUUAGUCCUGAUGCAGUUUAUGUACUGUGUUACUCUUUGAUUCUACUUUCAAUUGAUCUAACAAGCCCUCACGUGAAGAACAAAAUGUCAAAGAGGGAAUUCAUCCGAAAUACGCGACGAGCUGCACAGAAUAUUAGUGAAGAUUUUGUAGGGCACCUUUAUGACAACAUCUACCUUAUUGGCCAUGUGGCUGCCUAAAAGCACAAUUUGCUAGCACUUAAAAUUUGUAAUGUUCAAAUAUUAUGUCAAUUCAAGACAUUAAUUAUUUUGUAGAGAUGGGGGUUAUUUUAGUGCUGGUCAUUCUAACCUCUGUAUGCAAUCAAAGUUUGUGUGUGUAAGUGUGUGUAUGUGUAAACUACCUUUUCUAUCUAUUUACCUUGGGAAUGGAAGGAUUUGGUUUUCAUAAUUUUUUUCAGUUUUGCACAAAACAAUGCCAUUAGUCUGACACAGCCAUUUACGAAUGUUAAACUGACAUUACAGUCUAAGCUGACAAAGUGAUGAAUUUGUGCAUUAGAUCUGCUUGAAACUUUAAUACGUUCAUUCUUUUUAGAAUACUGUGUAAUGUGUAUAUAUUUAACUGAAGAGAUUUAUAAUCAUAAUUAUUUUAUUGUAAAAUAUUUUAACUAAAAUUUCUCCUCUUAUCUCUUAAAAUAGUGUUGUACUUUUGUUUGCAUUUUUUUUACAAUGCUGACUACCUCAGAUACAUAACUUAGAGAAACAUUAGUCUGAGUGCUACAAUAAAGUUUAUUCUAGGAGAUGACAGAACACUUGUAAAACAUCUAACCUGGUAUUUUAUACUAUAUUUACUAACUUGACUUAGCAUAUUGCCGAUCUGCUAUUCACUGUUUUAAAGACUACAGGCUCUAUUUUAGAUAAACCCUGAUGUCAUACAGGGAUAGCCAAGGGAAAUCGUACAGUGUACAGAGAGUUUUACAGAAUUUACAUAUAUAAAUUUACAUCUAUUUUUCAGACACUAGUUCUUGGGAAACAAGGCAACUACAAUCACUUAUUCAGCACAUUAAGCAAGGAAAAAUCUAAACAGGGAAAGUAGUGGGGGCAACUAAUAUGUUGCUUUCAACUGGUUCCCUCAGUCUAGAAGUGUCAGUGAUGGAAAUGCCUGGACAAAUACAUACCAGAUGACUGGUAUGUAAAGCUGUUAAAAACUGACUGUGCAAGAUUAGAGCAGUGACUGUGCAGGAUUCGAGAGCCAUUUCAGAAUCCAAAUACUGAGGUACUUUCUAAAUCAGUCAUGUAGCUAGAUUUUUAGCAGUUCUAGAUUUAUGGAAAUACUUCAAAAAUUACUUAGGUAGUGUCUGAAGUAUGUAGAAUAUUAGCAGUGCAACUGCUGUGCAUGUGCAGGAAUUGAGUGAGAUUUGCUUGGUGUUUGUUCAGACGACUCGCAGAGCAGUGCUUUUCUUAAAUUGACGUAACAUAGUUAAAAUAAAAGCUGUUCUUCAUUAUGUUUGUUUACAUAAUAUUCAACUAUAAGUAGGAUCUGGAUUCAUCAUGGCACCAGUACAUUUAUUCUUUUUCCCUACCACACCGUGAGGUGAGAAGGUAUUCUUAGUUGUGUUUUACAGAUUAAUCUGAUCUAUGUAGAAAGCCCGUGGCAGAGCCAGGAAUUGAAUGCAGGUCAUACCCCUCAUAGGCACACAUUUUGCCUACGCUGCUGCUUUCCAUUUGGUACCUAGGGAGUGUUAUAUUUUAUUGAGAAGUGAGAAUAAUCAUGACAAUGACAGUCCACGUAAGGGCUGCAUAAAUGACAGGAAGAAAAAAUGUAGCUAUUGCUGCUAUUUCAAGUGUUUAGCGCAUUUUAUUUAUAGCUCUGGCCCACAUACAAAAAUGCACAUGGAAAAAGUUGUACUUUUUUGUUACGUUACCUUUAAUCAAGUGUAAAUGCCAUUUGUAUUUAUGUAGCAUACACAGACAAAGCCAGGAGCCAGCAGUAUAGCAGCUGUCUUCCAGACACGUUUACAGUAUCACUCACCUCUCUCAGGACAACUACUCGUCACCCUCUGUUGUUUCAUGUAUUUUGAAAAGGCCAAGGAUGUGUUCUGCAGUGGUCAGUCAAUUAAUCUCAAGCACAAAUAAAGAGCAUAUGAUAUGGUGGAGAGCUUUGUUUAAGGCACUGAUUUCUUCUCCUGUAUUAGAAAAAUAAAAAAUAAAAACAAGUGGAAAACUUUUAACAUAACCUGUAAAACCAAAAAUAAAGGGCAAGUGUCUCCUGGGCUCCUUAAAGUGAUCUUAAGUGCAGAUUGCAGAAUACAGUUUUCUAGAAAACACUCUUCAGAAGUUACACACGUAAAAAGAAGAAUGCAGUGAAUUUUUAAGUUAGAACUAUUCUUAUUAGGAAAGGUUUUCUUCUCAAAUCAUAAAUGCAGAGCGAGGCCUAAUUCUCUUCUGACUUGUAUUUAAGUUGGCAUUAGUGAUACUGGUUUUGAUUUUGCACUGAUAAGAGAGCAUGAAUUGUUAGUCUUCAUUGCUCUUAAUUUCCAGUUACCCUGAUACAAAACAAAGCCUCCAGGCAGACAGAACAUGUUUUUUUUCUGGAGUAGAUGAGUACAUCUAUUAGCAAGGUUUAGAAAGCUUCAAGGCCAGUGUAGCAGCCAAGAAGAUAAAUUAGAAACAGGGUGAUAUGAUUAAAAUCUCCAUAGGACAAGUCCAGGGGAAAAGAAAACAAAGCACUAAUGGCAUACAGAUAACAGCAUCUGAUCUCUCCAGUAGGAUUUUGAACAGUGUUAGAUGAUUAGUGCCCAACUCAUGUUGUACAUUAUGUUACCAGAACAGAGCUGAACAGAAAGCAGCAAACACAACAUACCAAAUGUGAAUUCCCUCCGAGGCAACCAAGAGACAAAAAAUGAAUAUAGAUAUUUCUUAUGUCCUUUUUUUGUUCUUUCCAGUUUGAGUUUUUCUGCACAAAUGGCUGAGAAGUAAUUUUUUGCAUUUUAAUAAUCUGGACCUUAUGCAAAAUUAGGCAAUUUUUUUGUUUUAAAAGGAAAAAAUAGCCAUAAACAGGUGUAAUAGUACUCUUACAAGGUGAGAAGAAGUCUAUUAGUCAUACUCCAAAAACCCUUUACAAAACUGAGUUUUGGGCAGUGUCUUCUUCAAUGCACAUUUCAAAAGAAAAUAAUGAUAGAUACCUAAUUGAUCCAGGUGUCACUAAAUGAUGUGAUGUGGAAACAGCUACUUGAUCAAACACUUCAGAAGACUUAGCUAGAGGAUCCCAAGCCUGAUUACGUGAGCACGAUCACCCCAUAACUGCAAUGUGAUUCUCAAGCUAUUGUGAUUCCACCACUGCAUGUCCUUUGAACUUUGGCCAUGUGGUGUUGCCUUAUUGCUAAGCGUACAGACUGUACACAGCACUGAAGGAAGAAAUGAGCCUGCAGCCCAUCGCCCUGCAAACACUGGCUAUCCUGGUCCUAGUCCAUGUAAAGUGUCACACAAAUACAGCUCAUUGUUUCAUGUAUUAAAAUCUCAGACUCUCACUGCAUUUAUUGAAGGACUAUGGCGUAUAUUGCAUAUUCACAUGGCUUAGUUAUAGGCAGUAUCUGAUAUUAUACGUUUUCUCAGACUCUAUUUGGGUCUAGAAUACUUUCCAUUCAAACUCUAAACAACACAUUUAAACAGCUUUGGCUUUUUAAAAUUCAACUUAAAGUUAAUUUAAAUUAAAUUUUAACUUCAACAUGCAAAAACCCAAACAAAUGUAAGUUAGAGACAUGUUUGUCAGUUUUGAAGUGAGCAAGAAUAUCGCAUUGAGGAAAAAAAUUUCAUUUUGUUCUGUUCAACCUUUCCCUUUCACCCCCCACACUGGAAAAAGAAACACUAUAAACAGUUUAAAAAUACAGCUUUAGGAAAAUAAACUGACUAGCUGGGCAAAUAAAUGUUACUGUUUCCUCUUCAAUAUUCUGCAGGUUAUUAAUGUUCUUCAGAUAAAAAUUGCUAACAGGGAUUGCUCUUUUUUGAAGUGGCAAUAAUUUUGUUCUCUGUAUAAGGAUGUCAUUGUUCACUAUUUGUUUAUAGUUCUGUUUUUAGAAAACAAGUAUUAAAUUAAGUACUUAAAAUUGAGGUAUACCUACCUGAUCAUGUUAAAAUGUCAAAAUAACAAUAAUAAGUAUUUAGAAAAGCCAAAUCUACUUGCCUUCUACUGGAUUGGGAUUUUUUUUCAAGUAUUUCAUGCUUGUAUCAGAUCUAAUAAACAUUAAGGCUGA